AACUGAAUAUUUCGGAACUGUCAUUUUUCAAGUUCAACGAGUUUUGCACGAAUGUUUUUAGUUUGCUGUUUCUAGUGCUGCAGAAAUUUUAUUUCAAUAUGGCUGAAAGUAAGCAUUCUAUCCAAAUUGCCAAAAUGAAGGAACUAAAAAAGAAGAUGAGCACAUUGUAUAAAGAGCAACCCGCUGAAGAGCAGCAGCAACAGGGAUCGUCGCAUUGGGAAACAAUUUACUGCAACAUUAAUUGUGUGAUGGAACAGCUAAAAAUACAUAAUCUGAAAGCGCAACAACUUCAACAAACCGAACCAUGGUCCGAAAAGGAUAUGGUAAACUUAACGAAGAUUCUUGAGCUGGCAUACACUUGUUUUAAGGAUUGCGCUUACAUCAACCAACACGCAGAGAAUGUCGAUGGCAAUCCAUGUAACUCCACAACCCAACAGCCCGUGUUUGGUGAACAAAUGGCCAAACUAAAGCAGCAGCUUGAUCUCCUUGCAUUCGAAAUAACCAAACUAACAACAGUGAAAGAGGCGCUUGAUAAUAUCUACUCUAGCUAUAAUAUGGAGCUGGCUGUUACAUCAAGCGAUCAAGAUAAUGAAGAAGAAGACGUCUUCGACUGAUUUCAAGUUUACGUGCCGAUAAAAACAUUGCCAUUAGUGGUACUAAAUUGUAAUUAUUUAAUAAAUAUUAUUACUAUAGCGUUCAUAAAUCUGUAAUCUAUUGCACAGACAACGGAAAGCAGUUGGGAACGUAAUUUGUUGGGAUGCGAUAAUAAUGUAGAUAAUGCAAAUCAGAAGAAAUAAAUAAUAAAUACAGACAUACAGCAAGAACAACACAUUUUUUAAUUUGUUUAUUCUAUU
Anopheles funestus (African malaria mosquito) is the source of this 854-nucleotide messenger RNA. RefSeq lists its product as uncharacterized. Bases 99 to 614 code for a protein of 171 amino acids. NCBI's taxonomy places the organism in Eukaryota, Metazoa, Arthropoda, Insecta, Diptera, Culicidae. The transcript is spliced from 2 exons. The record is from RefSeq and is a predicted model, not a curated record.